AUGCAUGCCGUAUACGUUGUUUCUGGUAUGUGUUUAGCCAACCAUGUAUGCCAUGAUUGGCUCAAAGAAAAUGAUGCAUCGAGAUAUGCUGUAGUAGCAGGUGUUACGGGCAGUUUAAUUUCUGUACUUGCUCCAUUUUCUCCGUUUUCGUGGUGGAUGUUGACGUGUGCUCCGGUACUAUUUAUUGGAGCAUUUGUUGUGCUACAGCGAAUCAUGGGACAGAUCCUGACCCUUGAGGAAACAUACAUUAUAGCAACAAUGUCAUCCAUCUCACUUUUGGAUAUGCUUUUCAUUUCAUUGUCAAUGAUGAAAGUGCUUUCAAAGAAAUUACUGUUUACCCGAAGCAUUGUUUCUGUAUUCCAUCCUGCAUUGCUAUGGGGGAUGGUUUUGAUUGGGAUAGUUGGGUAUCCAAUCCUUUUACAAGCAAGACUUGCUCAAGAAUCACAGCAUAAUGGAGUAAUGCAUAUCGUGUAUUCAGUUGGAUUUGCGGUAUCUGCAAUCGUCGUUGUUGGUAUCAUAGAUCCAUGGAUAUGGCUAAUAAUUAAGACCGAGCCGUUUACAUGGACGAUUACGUACAUUACAGAUGCAAAUACAUGGCGACCCUACUUGAUAAUAUAUUGGAUGAUUUUGGUUACAGGGGCAGUCACAAUUGCAUCCACUUGGUCAUCUACUGCAUCAUCGUUGUCAUCACACAUCAAUUUUCGUCGAAAGUACUUUCAUGCAUUAGCUUUGCUUCUAUUUGCUCCUGGAUAUCUUUUAGAGCCUCAAUUGAUGCAUCUUGCGUUUUCUGUUGCAAUAAGUGCCUUUAUCAUGAUCGAAUAUAUGCGUAUAUUCCAUAUCGGUCCUAUUCAACCACAAACUAUGGAUAUGUUUGUUCAUCAAUUUUUAAACGCGCGAGAUCAACUUGUUCAAUCUAAAUCGUCUCCAAAGGGUGAAACAAAGAAACGUCGAGAAGUUGUCGUAUCCCAUCUAUCUUUGAUGUUUGGAUGUGCAGUUCCUGUGUGGUUGACACAGAUUGUCUUGGUUUUGGAAAAUAAACCAUUGCUUAUACUUGGUUUAACCGGUAUUCUGUCUCUUGGCGUGGGCGACUCGGCUGCAUCGAUUAUUGGCAAAGCUGUUGGCAAGACAAAAUGGUUUCGUAAAGACAAGACGGUUGAAGGUACGCUCGGGUUUGUAAUUGGAUCGCUUGGUGCAUUAUAUGCUGUCCAGAUUUGGCUGGAUAGAUUUGGUGACUCUGUACCAAAAGUCGGCUUUUUUGUUAGAUCUGCUAUAUCGGUUGUCUUGACAGGCUUGUUGGAGGCUUUUUCUGAGCAAAACGAUAAUCUUGUUGUCCCACUAUACAUGUUUGCACUGCUCUCUUUAGGAAUGGUAUAUUUAUAGUCGACGUUUUUUGGCGUGCUGAAUCCCAUCUAGUUUCGUAUUACCAUUUGCCACUAAAACAUAAACCAUUUCUAUCAAACCACAUUUCAACAACUAUUAUAUCCUACUUUUGCCAAGCAUACAUAUUUUGCACAAAAAUAACAGCCAUUAAAUAAAAACCCAAAGCUUUAUGC
Messenger RNA from Batrachochytrium dendrobatidis JAM81, 1553 nucleotides. RefSeq lists its product as uncharacterized. The transcript is spliced from 6 exons. The record is from RefSeq and is a predicted model, not a curated record. Gene Ontology annotation, biological process: dolichyl monophosphate biosynthetic process. Gene Ontology annotation, molecular function: dolichol kinase activity. NCBI's taxonomy places the organism in Eukaryota, Fungi, Chytridiomycota, Chytridiomycetes, Rhizophydiales. The coding region runs from base 1 to 1380 and encodes 459 amino acids. Gene Ontology annotation, cellular component: endoplasmic reticulum membrane.